Penicillium coprophilum is the source of this 639-nucleotide messenger RNA. RefSeq lists its product as uncharacterized. The record is from RefSeq and is a predicted model, not a curated record. The transcript has a single exon. The coding region runs from base 1 to 639 and encodes 212 amino acids. NCBI's taxonomy places the organism in Eukaryota, Fungi, Ascomycota, Eurotiomycetes, Eurotiales, Aspergillaceae.
AUGAGCUCCAUGCGUCGCCCUCCUGAUUCCACCUGGGAGCUGUUUCAUCACCUCAAAACCCAUCUGAGCUGGGGAUAUGUCAUAUAUCGUACAACCUACACCCCUGAAUCUGAGCCACAUUUCUCUGCCGUGAUCAAGUACCUCGAGGCCUGCAUCAAAGAAGAAUUUUUUGAAGAAUGUGCAAAAUAUGCUAGCAACGGGGGAGACCCUGCGAUAUAUGACGGAAUAUGGGCCCAGCACAGUUCAACUGUUAUUGAAGAUGCGGCACAGUUCAAUGGGGCAUCGAUUGAUGCAAUUCGCGCUCACUUCGAGGCAUGGGUAGAUGCACAGGGCCAACGUGAUAAAUUCAACAAAUAUCGAAUGUGUAUCGUUAUUGAUGAGGAAUGCCUCCAGACUCUACUUGGUGCAUCGGUAGAGACCCUGGACCAGGCAGCAGAGCUGACUCAAGGUGAUACUGUGCGGUAUGUGAAGGUUGUCGAAGCGUGGCCGAACUUGGCCGACUUUGAGCCCUUUCCGGGAUGGAUGAAGUGUUGGCCACUCGCCUUAUGGGAUCUUUGGACGAUGAUGUGUGAUAGUGAUGACAUGGGCCUGUCUUGGAGCAAGAUCGAUGAUUUUUGCCCAGAGGUGUAUUGUGGAUGA